ACCCCCUCUCGGGCCAGGAAAUACGCUCGUUUCGCCAAAUUCGAGUGCGCUUGGGUAAUCGCAGCCCCUUGCGACUUGCGUUUUCCUUUGCCCCCUCACCCCCUCCCGGCCUUUCACGAUCCAAACCCUAACCCUAAUGCCCAAAAUCCCAGUUCAAGAAAGGCAGGCGAGCGAGCGAGGGAGACCGAUUCGGGCUUCGAUGGAGGAGGAGAGGCUCCACUCCUCGCGGGAAAGCCCUAGAUUUCCUCCGGGGGACCGCCCCCCACGGCUGGCGGCGUCAGCGGAGCCACAGCCCCUGCCGGCCUCGCGGCCGCCCCCGUCAAUCCUCGACCGGUUCCGCGCCAUGCUCCGGGAGAGGGAGGAGGAGCUGCGGAAGGCCACCGGAGACGACCCACCCCCGCCCCCUACCGCGGGCGAGAUCGUUCGCUUCUACAAGGAGCUCCUCUCGGAGCUCACCUUCAACUCGAAGCCAGUCAUCACCGAGCUCUCCAUCAUCGCCGGGCAGCAUUCCCAGUUCGCGGAGGGGAUCGCCGACGCCAUCUGUGCGCGGGUUCUCGAGGUCCCUGUAGAUCAAAAAUUGCCUUGCUUGUAUCUUCUGGAUAGUAUUGUGAAGAACAUUGGUCGUGAAUAUGUGAAGUAUUUUGCAGCAUGUCUCCCCAAGGUGUUUUGUGAGGCAUAUAAUCAAGUCCCUCCUACCCAGUAUUCUGCCAUGCGCCACCUUUUUGGGACUUGGUUCCAGGUCUUCCCUUUAUCAGUACUUCACAAGAUUGAGGAUGAACUCCAAUUUUCUCCUACCGAGAACAAACAAUCAUCAGGAAUCACAAGUACAAGGCACUCUGAAUCUCCAUCUUCUCGUCCAUCUCAUGGCAUUCAUGUAAAUCCUAAGUACUUAGAAGCACGACAGCAGUUGAAACAUUCAACUUCGGACACUGAACACGUCAGAGGAGUUUCUUCCAGUGGGCAGAAAUCUUCCAUGCAAUGCAAUGAGUACAGUAUUGAUCAUCCUGAGGUGCUUCCUCCACGACCAGGGGCAGCAAGAACAGGUUCACCACAAACUGCAGCCACAUGCACAACCUCCAUGGUUGAAGUGGAAGGUCCAACUCGUCAAUUAAAGAUCAAGAUCUCAAGGUCUUCACCACCUCCAAUAAUUGGACCACGAAAUUCUAUAUCACCACCCAUUGACAGAUUCUCCAGAGAUACUUCUCCCAGGAGGAUGCUUGAAAGGGUUUCUCCAUCUCAUUCAGGAUUUGUAUAUGGACCCGGCAGAGGGACUAAUCAGAAUGGUUGGCUUGAGAGGAGAUGGCCUUUCGAUGACAGUGCCCAGAAAAUACAAGCUUCCAUGGCAUUCAACCUUAAUAAUGGAUAUGCCAAGCAGCGCUCGAGAGAACUUAUUGAUGCAUAUGGAAAUUAUACAGGGAAAAGUGCUUCUCUUGAAAAGCUUCCAAAGGUACAGCGGGUUGAUGUAAAUAGCGUAGCCAGUGAGAGAGCUGCUAGAAAAUGGAAGAAUUCUGAGGAAGAAGAGUAUGUUUGGGAGGAUAUGAGCCCAACUUUAUCUGAUCGAAGCAGAAGAAACAGCCUGCCACCCUUUGGGCCCAGCCUGCCACCCUUGAGCACAAGGGCUGGUUUAACUAGACCAGAUGCUUCACUUCUGGAUCAUGAUUCUGGAAGGCGCAGUUGGCCUGGCCAAGCUCAGCUGCCUGCAGUUGGUGAUUCUGCUUUUACCAUUGAAGAUAGGAUACCAGUAUUUGGUUCUGCUCAUGGAUCAAUGAAUAGGAAGUAUCUGGAUAGCACAGUAAGUCAGAAUGAUUGGUUGCCACACUAUCAGGGUUCUCAGCACAUGCAUCAACCUCGGAAGUUGCCUUUCAUGUUUCCAAAGUCUGCACAACAUAGCCUUAGUCCACAAUCGCGAGGAAGGGCUCAUCAGAUGCCUGUUGCAGCAAGUGGAAUAACACCUCUGGUCAUUAAUAAAUUGCCCAGUCCGUAUGAACAUACAACAGAUUUGGAAGUGCCAUUUCAGAGGUUAUCAAGCUCUCAUUCUGACCCUUUUGAUGUGGACACAUCCACAUUAGAGAGGCAUUUGACACAAAGACCACAUUCGCCCCCUCCUGCUCCGAUUAUAUGGCCUCCUGUUCAUAAUACCCAGCAGCUGCCUCUACUACCUAUUCCUCCAAAUCAAAAGCAGUUUAAAAGUUCUUUUGAUCAUGUGGAAGCUAACAAGCCUAUAUUAAACCAAAGGCCAGAAUCAUUUUUCAAUUUGUCUCAGUAUCAGAAUGACACUGCUGAUAGGAAAAUAUCAAACUCAAAUAAGUUACUCCAAUUACCAUAUCAACAGCCUGGCUUAGCUCAUGCAAAUCAACAGAGUCAGGAACAAGGCGCUAGUAUGCAAAUUCAGUCUCAGAAGUCUAAUGGAAGCAUUCUUUCACCUGCACCAGCUCAGCUUUCAUCUCAAAUAGUUGCUCAGCCCUUAAAUCAUGUGCAAACGUCGGGACAGGGCAUUGCCAUGGGUUCAGUUUUACAUAACCAGUUAUCUGGGCUACCUUCUUCUGUGGCAGUAAACAGUGUGCCUGAUACCUCUUUACGUGUAAAUGCAAGUGUUUUACCUCCCUUGCCUCCAGGACCACCUCCUGCCUCAUCACAGAUGGGACCUGUGUUGCAAAAUACUGGUUCUAUGAUAUCUAGCUCGCCUGCAGGUGCAUUUUCAGGUCUGAUUAGUACUCUUAUGGCACAGGGUUUGAUUUCAUUGACACCACCAGAUCAAUCUCAGGAUUCUGUGGGGGUUGAAUUUAAUGCUGAACUUCUUAAGGUGCGACAUGAAUCUGCAAUUAAUGCUUUGUAUACUGAUCUUCCAAGGCAAUGCACAACAUGUGGCUUGCGUUUCAAAUGCCAAGAAGAGCACAGUAGUCACAUGGAUUGGCAUGUGACUAAAAACCGAGUGUCUAAGAAUCGUAAGCAAAAGCCAUCUCGCAAAUGGUUUGUAAGUGCAAAGGAAUGGCUUAGUGGGGCAGAAACACUUGGAAAUGAUGUUGUUCCUGGCUUUUUGCCUACUGAAACUGUUACAGAUAAGAGGGAAGAUAAGGAAAUGGCAGUCCCAGCAGAUGAAAAUCAGAAUGUGUGUGCAUUAUGCGGGGAGCCUUUUGAGGAUUUUUAUAGUGAUGAGACUGAGGAGUGGAUGUACAGAGGGACAGUAUAUUUGUAUGCUCGAGAUGGAUAUACUGAAGGUUUAGACAGGUCUCAAUUGGGCCCCAUUGUCCAUGCCAAGUGCAGAUCAGAGUCUAAGGAAGGAUCUGGACAAGCUUAAGGGGGAUACAAAUGACAAAUGUGAUUAGCAUAAAGGAUUGCGGCUUACAUUAACUUAACCUGUAAAUUACUUGGAGCAUUGCAGGCCAUUAUGGUAUGCACAACUCAAUCUUUUUCCCACUAAUGGUCAAGCCUGCAUACCAUGGCUUCAUGUUUAAUAUUGUACAUUCAAAGUUGGCUUUCUGUAACUUACUGUCAUCAAAGUGUAUACCGUUCAUGCAUCUCCUUUUCGCCCAUGUAAAUUUUGCUUUACAUCAGAGAUCCUGCAAGCUUUGUUCAUUGGCAGUCAUUUGAUUUUUUUCAGCCAUGGGGUUAAAAGAAAGACACCAUGCAUCACAGAAUGUCUUUAUGUAAUCUGGAUCCUUCUCUGCUAUCCAUCCUCUGUACUUGGGAUGGUUUGCUGCUGCUCGUUUUUGUCCCCUUUUUUACCUUUUAUUAAAGGUUUUUGCAGGAAAAUCAAUAAUUAUUUGAGCAGGUAGCUUUCAGUGCCUUGUCAAUCAUUGAUUUGGUGGGUAUUAGAUGCUUGAAAGAACAGGGAAUGCAUCUGCAGCCACACUAGCAGCAGCAGCAAAUGGAACUUCGCUAAUACCCUUUUCCCUUUUUCAUUUUUUUUUUCUUUUGUUCUUUUGUUAGGACCAUGUUUUAACUGUUGUUAGCAAGGCUUAUGCUCUAUUUUGGUGGUCUAUGAGCGGAGCAGAUUAGUUGGACUCUCAAUUUGCAGUAUUGUAUGUUUGCAUGAAUCUUCCCUAUUUAAUGUCUUGAUGAAUGUUAAAAAAAAUGAAUAUAUCUCAUUUUAAUA
Molecule: messenger RNA, 4096 nt
Organism: Elaeis guineensis (African oil palm)
Lineage: Eukaryota; Viridiplantae; Streptophyta; Magnoliopsida; Arecales; Arecaceae
Product: polyadenylation and cleavage factor homolog 4
Biological process (GO): termination of RNA polymerase II transcription; mRNA 3'-end processing
Cellular component (GO): cytoplasm; mRNA cleavage factor complex
Molecular function (GO): mRNA binding; RNA polymerase II complex binding
Source: RefSeq, a predicted model, not a curated record